CUGCCUGCCUCUUAGCUAAUCAUGUCCUUCUGGGUUGGCUUCAUGGCUAUUUCUGUAUGGGAAGGUUUGCUCUUCUGAAGUGUGGCUGCGUUGGAUAGCAUGACUAUCUAUCCACCCGCUCUGAUUCAUAGCAGCAUACGGUGCAAAUCAAAUCGAAAUGCUAAAGUUUCCCAUUUAUUCGGUGCUGGUUAGCCAGGAGGCUACCGGCAGCCCCGUAGACAGCAGCAGCUUGUUAGGGAGUCAGCGCCCUUCCCAGGAUGGGCAGUUGGAACCUUUGAACGAGGGUUUUCUUUCUAGAAUCUCCGAUCUGCUACUGUGCAGAUGGACUUGCAGGCACUGCUGUCAGAGGUGCUAUGAAUCCAGCUGUUGUCAGUCGAGUGAGGAUGAAGUUGAAAUUCUGGGACCUUUCCCUGCCCAGACCCCUCCCUGGCUGAUGGCCAGCCGGAGCAGUGACAAGGACGGGGACUCCGUCCACACGGGCAGUGAAGUCCCUCUGACCCCACGGACCAAUUCCCCAGAUCGAAGAUGCUCGUCCUCAGACACAUCUAAGUCUACGUACAGCCUGACCCGGAGGAUUUCAAGUCUUGAAUCCAGACGGCCCAGCUCCCCACUCAUUGAUAUUAAGCCUAUCGAGUUUGGGGUGCUCAGCGCCAAAAAGGAGCCCAUCCAGCCCUCGGUGCUCAGACGGACCUAUACCCCGGACGACUAUUUCAGAAAGUUCGAGCCUCAGCUGUACUCCCUCGACUCCAACAGCGAUGACGUGGACUUCCUGACUGAUGAGGAGAUCUUGUCCAAGUACCAGCUGGGCAUGUUGCAUUUCAGCACCCAGUACGACCUGCUGCACAACCACCUGACCGUGAGGGUGAUCGAGGCCAGGGACCUGCCGCCCCCCAUCUCCCACGACGGCUCGCGCCAAGACAUGGCGCACUCAAACCCCUACGUCAAGAUCUGUCUCCUGCCGGACCAGAAGAACUCGAAGCAGACGGGGGUCAAACGCAAGACCCAGAAACCCGUGUUUGAGGAGCGUUACACCUUCGAGAUCCCCUUCCUAGAAGCGCAGAGGAGGACCCUGCUGCUGACCGUGGUGGAUUUUGAUAAGUUCUCCCGCCACUGUGUCAUUGGGAAGGUGUCCGUGCCCCUGUGCGAGGUUGACCUGGUGAAAGGCGGGCACUGGUGGAAGGCGCUGGUCCCCAGUUCUCAGAAUGAAGUAGAGCUGGGGGAGCUGCUUCUGUCACUGAAUUACCUCCCGAGUGCUGGGAGACUGAAUGUUGAUGUCAUUCGAGCCAAGCAACUUCUUCAGACAGAUGUAAGCCAAGGUUCAGACCCUUUUGUGAAAAUCCAGCUGGUACAUGGACUCAAACUUGUGAAAACAAAGAAGACAUCCUUCUUAAGAGGCACAAUUGAUCCUUUCUACAAUGAAUCCUUCAGCUUCAAAGUUCCCCAAGAAGAACUUGAAAAUGCCAGCUUAGUGUUUACAGCCAUGCCUGAGCUGCCCCGGGCUUCCCUGUGCCCACUCUUCUGGAUGGAGUUCAAAGGCCACUGCUAUAGAUUUUUCCCUCUCAAUAAGACUUGGGCCGAGGCUGACUUCUACUGCUCUGAGUUCUCCAUUGGGAGGAAGUCUGCCAAACUGGCUUCCAUCCACAGCUGGGAAGAGAAUGUCUUUGUGUAUGACCUUGUGAACAGCUGUGUGCCCGGGAUCCCAGCUGACGUCUGGACAGGGCUUCACGAUCACAGACAGCCUCACCCCCCUCUCCUUUAAUCAUUCACAGAUUCUUCCCACCUUGGAAAGGGAGGCAGAAACUUCUAGUUGCCUCUACAACAUCAAUGCACCCCUUAGUCCUUCCAAAAUUCUUCAUUAGAAUUCUAAUGAUGCCGGGAGAGGCAAUACACCUGCCUAAAAAAACUCUAUUUCCUAGAUCCCUUUUCAGGGAGAAUUCUGGCCAAUGAGAUGGAAAUAGAAGUUGUUGGGUAAGGUUUCUGGGAAAGCUCUCUGAAAAGGGGAUGAUAGUCGUGCUUUUGCUCCUACCCCUUCUUUCCUGCCACUUGGCACGUGGAUGAGAGAGCAGUGGCUGCAGCGACUACUUGUGACCGUGAGACGACCUUGAGAUUGAAAGGCACAUGCUAAUGAUGGUUGGGCAGAAAGCCAGAGGAACCUGGAUCUCUGCUGACAAUGCCGAGCUCUCUUUCCGACUCUGGACACCUGCCUCCAGAUUUUUUUCAUGUGAGAGACAACCCUUUAUCUUUACAAAGCACCAUUCCCUGGAUUCUCAAACAGGGACGGUUUUGCCUCGGAGGGAACAUUGGUUGAUGUCUGGAGAUACAUUAUUUGGGUUGUCACAGCAUGGAGGAGGAGAGGACACCUGGCAUCCAGGGACAUCGCUCAUCACCCUAUAACACACAGAAUAGCACCCCCCUCCCUCCCACCACGACACAGAAUUAUCUGACCUAAAAUAUCAAUGGCACCAAGGCCGAGGAACCAAGCUCUCAAGGUACAAAGUCCUAAUUUUCAGCUGGGCACAGGCUGCCAGGAAUAAUGACCGCAUGUGACCAAGAUCUGCCCAAUGCAAUAUGAGUGCCCUUCAAGGAAAAAGUGUGCCUUCUUCUUCCCCUUCUCCCGCUCCCUGAUGUCUGGAAUUCAGACAUGGGGGUGGCCAUCUUGGAACUCACAGAUGGGGGCAACACCCCCAGGGAGGGCCGGCCGACAAGAUGGGAGGAGCCUGCACCCUUAUGACGUCACAGAAUGAGCCCCAGCUCAUUGGGUCCCAGCUGGGACUUCUGCCUGAGAAAGACAAACUUCCAUCUUGUUAGAGCCGUAAUUAUUUUGAGUUUUGGUUACAGUCGUCAAACUGCUGUGCUAACCGACACAAUGUCCUGUCUCCCUCUCCCGCAUUCAGAGAACUUCUGGUCUCUGGAUGAAACCGUCUGGAGCGGCUGCGUAUAUCUGCUUUGUUUUGGUAGCAGACCCCGCAGGAUGGGAAAGCGCUUUCCAGCGGCAAUGUCCUCACCGUCCCGUGACAUUUGCUCUGUUCGUUUAUGCCCACAAGUCAUCUCUCUCCGAGGAUGUGAGUUCCUCACAUUCCCAGACUUUGACUCAGCUCCAUUAAGUCUUUGCCUACAGGGCCUCAGGUGGUCUCUUUAUGCACAAAAACAAUCUCCGGAAUACAGAACAGGUGCACAUUUCUGGAAUUUUAAUCUGUGAUCCUGGGGAGACUGAAAUGAAGGAGUAGGUGCCCAGCCCAUGCUGAUGGGUUUCCUGCCCGGGCUGAGCACAGGUCUCGUCCCUGAUUCUCCCAUCCAGCUUUGAUGGGAGGCUGGGGCUGGUCACCUGGGUGUCAUUCUGAUCUCCAUGGAGUCCUGUCACCCCCACCCUGUUCUUGCAGUCCUGGGGCCACGUGGCACAUAGAACAUAAUCAAGGGAGCAAUGGGAAGAAAGACUGGCCUGGAUAUUAAGAUGUGUGGUUUCUUACUGCCAAACUUGCCUUCAACCAGCGCGGCGUAAUUCUUCCGGUUUGCAAGUGACAAUGCGUCAAAGGGUUUCAGCAAAAGAAUAGGGAAUUUAUUGGCUCCUGUGACUAAGUCCAAAAUCAAGAGAGGGCUGGAUCCAGGGACAACAUUCACUCUGCUUCUAAAUCUUGGAAACUUAUUGCUUUACUGUCUGCACCGCAUAUGCUGGACACGCCUUGUUCUAGACAGCCCAAUAAUAGGCCUCAGUUCCGAGUCACCUUGCCUGGGCCCCCUGCCUCCUUUGUCACCCUCGCUCCUCACGAGAACUCCUCCAGAUGUGCUUUCCAGGCACAAAUCCAGAGUCUGCGCCCCUCAUCACCUCUAUGGGGCCUCAUCACACCCAAGUGCCAGUCACCUGCUCUCCUCCCCCCAGGGCCUGGAGAGGAACAAUUAGGGACAGCCCCAGGGCCCAUUGAAGUUAUUCAAACCUGCUCACCCUGCCUCACCGGUCCCUUCCCCCAGAAACCACAAUAAAGACUCUCACCCGA
Mustela lutreola (European mink) is the source of this 3992-nucleotide messenger RNA. RefSeq names its product synaptotagmin 17 (gene SYT17). The transcript has 10 exons. Gene Ontology annotation, cellular component: membrane. Lineage: Eukaryota; Metazoa; Chordata; Mammalia; Carnivora; Mustelidae. Bases 158 to 1759 code for a protein of 533 amino acids. The record is from RefSeq and is a predicted model, not a curated record. Gene Ontology annotation, biological process: calcium-ion regulated exocytosis; cellular response to calcium ion; regulation of dopamine secretion. Gene Ontology annotation, molecular function: phosphatidylserine binding; clathrin binding; calcium ion binding.